AUGCACAUCAAGCCCUGCCUCCCACAAUCAUUCGACCCUCACCAGUUUGCCUACAGGGCAAACCGCUCCACUGAGGAUGCUAUUGCCAUCACCCACCACUCAACACUGAGCCACCUCGAACACCCAGGUAACUAUAGAUGUGAUCCGAAGUUUGGCUCCUGGACCUGGGGCUGGUUUCUGGACCUGCAAAUGAUGGACGCGGACACAGGCUACAUUUCCAAUGGAGAGUGGGUGGGAAAGAUUUUGGGCCGUAAGAGUGAGCGUUUCUAUGGCUGAUGCAAGGAGCCCUACCCGGACAUAACCUCCGCUGUGGUGAUGGGGAGGAGCACGCUCUACUACAGCUUGAACCUGCUCAUCCCCUGCGUGCCCAUCUCCACGCUGGCAUCGCUGGUCGUCCUGGUGCCCGCAGACUCCGGCGAGAAGAUCUCCCUGGGGAUCACGGUUCUUCUCUCCCUCACCGUCUUCAUGCUGCUCAUGGCAGAGAUACCUGCCACCUCCGACUCAGUCCCUUUAAUAGGUAAAUAUUUUGCCACAACCAUGGUCAUCGUUGGGCUUUCAGUAACAGCAAAAGCCCACCAUCAUGACCCAGAUGGAGGCAAGAGGCCAAAAUGGACCUGUGUGGUCCUGCUGAAUUGGUGUGCCUGGUUCCUGCGUAUGAAGCGCCCCGGGACCAGGGUGCGCCCUGCCUGCCACAACAAGACCACGUGCAGUAGUCCGUCCAGUGUGGACCUCAAUGCCAGCUCCUCAUCCUCCCACCUGGCCACCAGCAACCCGCUCUACAUCGGCUUCAGGGGCCUGGAGACCAUGCCUCUCUCCACCACCACCAUGCCCCCCGACUCGGGGGUGGGCUGUGAACGCGGCGCCAGCCAGGUCGGGGAGGAGGAGGUGCUCCUCCCCGACGGCAAGAGGUCCCUCCUGGGCAGCCUGGAGCAAGAUUUGGGGAAAGAUCCUGGAAGGGGGGGGCACUACGUCGGCAAGCGCUUCCGAGACCAAGACGAGGAGGAGAUGCUGAGCAACGAGUGGUUUUUCCUUUGUGCAACGAGUGGAUGUUUGCUGCGUCUGUCAUAGACCGCCACCGUCUUACUAUUUACCAUCCUCUGCACCCUCGACCUCCUCAUGCCAGCGCCUAACUUUGUGGAGGCCAUUUCUAAGGAGUUCUUCAACUGA
Gadus chalcogrammus (walleye pollock) is the source of this 1167-nucleotide messenger RNA. RefSeq names its product cholinergic receptor, nicotinic, alpha 7a (neuronal) (gene chrna7a). Gene Ontology annotation, biological process: nervous system process; chemical synaptic transmission; monoatomic ion transmembrane transport. Gene Ontology annotation, molecular function: extracellular ligand-gated monoatomic ion channel activity; transmembrane signaling receptor activity; neurotransmitter receptor activity. Lineage: Eukaryota; Metazoa; Chordata; Actinopteri; Gadiformes; Gadidae. Gene Ontology annotation, cellular component: membrane; neuron projection; synapse. The record is from RefSeq and is a predicted model, not a curated record.